Molecule: messenger RNA, 5100 nt
Organism: Acanthamoeba castellanii str. Neff
Lineage: Eukaryota; Discosea; Longamoebia; Acanthamoebidae
Product: serine/threonine kinase
Exons: 11
Coding region: 1-5100 (1699 amino acids)
Biological process (GO): intracellular signal transduction; cyclic nucleotide biosynthetic process; protein phosphorylation
Molecular function (GO): ATP binding; protein kinase activity
Source: RefSeq, a predicted model, not a curated record
AUGCGGUGCGGAUCAGCCACCACGGUCACUCUUUCCUGGGUCCUGCCCUUCGUCCUGCUCCUCCUGGGCACAACUGCAAGCGCCAGCGGCGCUGUGACCCUGUACGGCGUAGGUGAGUACUCUCUGGUGGGCGCCCUGUCCAGCGUGGCCUCCAGCUACUCGUACCACAGGGAUACGGUGAGCGUGGCAUAUGUGGGGACGCCGAACGUCUCCACUGUCCUGUUGGCCUUCACUGCUCGCUACAGCCAGUACGGCGCCCUCGACAGCCAAAUUGAUGAGGACAUGCUCGCAGCGGACACGCUGCAGCUGCCCAUCUUCGGCUCGGGCAUCGUCUUCAACUACAACCUGGGACCCUCCACACCCACACAACCCCUGGUGUUCGACGCCGAAACUAUGGGGCGGAUCUGGAGCGGCGACAUCACCAAGUGGAACGACUCGGCGAUCGCCAGCCUCAACGAGGAUAUCGACACGCCGCUUCCCGGCGAUGACAUUAUUCUGUGCUGGGGCUCCACCACGGAAGAGUCCAUCACGCAGACCUUCAAGCGCGGUCUGCGGGCCAUGAGCCCCGAAUUCGACGCGGCCCUGACCGCGGCCAACGAUGACCUGGGCUCUCUCCCACCUAUUCUCGCCGGCAGGGGCAUCGCCAUCGCCACCAACAGCUCCGGAAGGAUCAACUGCACUCAGGCCACAGAGUACAGUCUCACCUACUCGGACUGGGCCUCGGCUCUGAAGUACCCCAACAACGCCCGUAUGCGCAAUAAGGCCGGCAAGGACGUGGCAAUCAGCGUCACCUCCCUCCAAGCGGCUAUGAAGGACUUUCAAGUCCUGCUUCAAGAUGGCGACUUGCUGAUCCCGCUGUUCGACGGCGAGGGUGACUCCUCGUACCCGUUCGCCUACAUGUCGACUGUACUCAUCGUCAAGGAGGGCAAUCAGAGCGACUGCACAAUCCCGCAAGAGAUGACGCAGUACUUGAGCUGGAUCUACACCAACCAGCACGUCUCGGAUCACAUGUCGACCCAGGGCUGGGCGCCGCUCACGGUGGCCUACAGGAAGAUGAUCAUCGACGUACUUGGCAUCGUCACGUGCGACGACGAAGAGGUCCUCACCACGGCCUAUCUCAUCGGCGAGGGCACGUCGCGCCCCGCGCUCUCCGACCUAGCCGGUCAGUAUCCCUCGAGCACCGUCACCCAGAAGUACUUCACGAGCGAUAUGGCCACCGCCAUCGUCGACAUGAAGCAAGGCGCAAUCGACUAUGCCGAUGUGACGACCGGCGUCACCGGCGCACAGUUGGUGGGAGCUGAAGAAGCCAACAUGGACAUUGUGCCCGUCCUCGGCUAUGCUGUCUUCCCGUGCUACAAUAUACCUGCGCUUCGAUUCCAUCCGCUGUCGCUCAACCUGACGCUGGAGAUCUGGGCCGGCAUCUACCUCAAUCAAAUCACGACCUGGAACCACCCGAGCAUUGUGGCUAUCAAUCCGGCCUUUGCGUCCAUCCUCUCAGCCCUCCCCAUCAACAUCACCGUGAUGCUGGGCACCGAUCCCUCGCCCCUCACGCGCAUGGUGACCACCGUUCUGAGCGACGCCAGCCCGGACUUCAACUCCACCGUCGGUGUUGUCGAGACGCCGGACACCUACACGGUAGCGGGCGUGGUCAACCGGACCGAAGCCGUCGCCGGCGCUGAGUCCGCGCUGGCCGCGAAGAUGAACGGCAUAAUCAACACCUUCGCGGCGCUCUCCAGCGGCCAGCUCGCCACGGCCAAGAGCGUACGCAUGGCCGCGCUGUACAAUCCCACCACCGGCAACUACGUCGUGCCGUCGACCGCUUCCAUCCAGUCGGCCAUGCGCGACCACGACAACGAGUCCCUCAUUCACCUCUUCCUCGGCGCUCGCAAUUCUUACUGUAAGCGCCACAGCUACCCGCUGGUGAUGUACGACAUCCUGCUCAUCUCCAAGAACUCCUCGGACUGCUCGAAGGCUGCGGCACUAUCGGACUGGAUCUACUGGACCCAGAGCGACAGCGCGGCGAGGAAGGUGGCCGAGCGGAACGGCGUGGUGCUCACCAGCGACGUCACCGUGUGGAAGCGGAUGAUGCUCAAGGCCGUCACGGGCAUGACCUGCAACGGCCUCAAGGUGAGCUCCAUCGCCGGCUGCGUGGCGGACAGCACACUCUGCUCCGACCGUGGGCGCUGCAUCUCCAACGCCUGCGAGUGCGACGCGGGAUGGACUGGCACCUACUGCGAGACCAGCAUCAACACGUCGAGCUCGGGCAGCGACUCGACCGUGCUCGCGGCCAUUCUCGGCUCGGUCCUGCCGGCCGUGUUGCUGGUGGUCAUCCUCCUCGCCGUGCUCGUGCUGGUGCUCGUGAUGCUGGCCCGCCGCAAGCGAAGCAAGGACGCGUGGGAGAUCGACACCAACGAGCUCGAGAUGGCCGAGACCCUCGGCGCGGGCGGCUACGGCGAGGUGUUCCGGGCCAAGUGGCGCGGCACCGAGGUGGCGGUCAAGAUGAUGUCCGCCCGGGACAGCCUCCUUACCAAGGACAUGCAGCGCAACUUCGCCGAAGAGGUGCGAGUGAUGACGGCGCUGAGGCACCCCAACGUGGUGCUGUUCAUGGCCGCCUGCACCAAGCCGCCGAACAUGUGCAUCGUCAUGGAGUUCAUGGGCCUCGGCUCGCUCUACGAGCUGCUGCACAACGAGCUCAUCCCGGAGCUGCCGAUCGCGCUGAAGGUGAAGAUGGCGUACCAGGCGGCCAAGGGCAUGCACUUCCUGCACUCGUCGGGCAUCGUGCACCGCGACCUCAAGUCGCUCAACCUGCUGCUCGACAACAAGUGGAACGUCAAGGUCUCCGACUUUGGUCUCACCAAGUUCAAGGAGGAGUCCAAGAACUCGGGCCUGGGCCAAAACGCCCUCCAGGGCUCGAUCCACUGGACCGCGCCCGAGGUGCUCAACGAGAACCCCGACAUCGAUCUCAUCCUCGCCGACGUGUACUCGUUUGGCAUCGUGCUGUGGGAGCUGCUCACCCGCGAGCAGCCCUUCGCCGGCAUGAGCCCCGCGGCCGUGGCCGUGGCCGUCAUCCGCGACAACCUGCGCCCAACGCUGCCCGAGAUCGACGCGGUCGAGACCACGCCCGAGUACGUCGAGCUGCUCACCAGCUGCUGGCACGCCGACCCCACGAUCCGUCCGACGUUCCUCGAGAUCAUGACCCGCCUCAGCGCCAUGAUCGGCGACUCGAGCAGCACCAUGUACUCCAAGACCACCUCGUCGUCGUCGUCAUCGAGCGGGCCGCAAGUGGCCGUGGCCAGGCCCGGCAUGGACGCCUCGUGGACUCUGCCGUCGUCCGUGACCGCCACUUCAUCGUCAUCGGGCAGCGGCAACAGCCGGUCGAAGGACUACUCGGGCAAGCUGGGCGCGGCGGUGGCCGCCGGCGGCGUGCGGGCGCCCGAGGGCGAGGUGACAAUCGUGUUCACCGACAUCACGCGCGCCGCCUCGCUCUGGGAGUUCGACGCGGCGGCCAUGAAGGACGCCACCAUGAUGCACAACGACGCCCUCCGUGCGCUCCUCAAGCAGCACAGUGGCUACGAGGUGGUGUUCAUCCGUGACCGCAACAGCGGCGAGGGCUCGUUCUGCCUCGCGUUCCAGAGCACCGAGGACGCGCUGAUCUGGUGCAUGGAGGCCCAGCAGACCCUGAACAAGCUCGAGUGGCCCGAGGCCCUGCUCGAGCACCCGGGCGCGGCCGAGGAGUGGGGCGACACCGACGACCGUGUGCUGUUCCGCGGCCUGCGCGUGCGCAUGGGCGUCCAUGUGGGCAUUCCCAAGGUGGUGCGCGACCCGAUGACCCGCCGUGUCGAGUACAUCGGCGCGGUGGUCAACACCGCCGCGCGCAUCACGGCCAUCACGCACGGCGGCCAGAUCCUCGUGUCGCACCACGCCGCCCUGCGUGUGCAGCACUCCGAGCUCGUCCGGGAGAAGAAUCGCCUCGCAUGCCUGGGCAAGUUCGAGAUGCUCGACAGCGAGCCCGAGGGGGCCAAGCUCUACGAGCUCAAGGCGCGCGGACUCGAGGGCCGUUUCUUCGGCGGCGUGUCUAAGGACAACGAGCUCGUGCCGGAGGCGCUCAGGCGCAACGCCCGGAAGCAGCAGCACGCGAUGGACCGCUCGCCGAGCCAGCGCGAGCUCGACGCGUCGUUCGCGUCGUCGGCGGGCAGCAACGACAGCGACGAGGCCCAGACGGCCGUGGGAGAGGGCAUGAUGUUCAAGGAGGACAACUUCCUCACGUCGGCCAACCUGUGCCGCUGGGUGCUCGACUUCAACGAGAUCGCGCUGGGCAAGCAGAUCGGCUCGGGCUCGUACGGCAUGGUCUACCGCGGCAAGUGGAAGGGCGUCGAGGUGGCGGUGAAGCGGUUCAUCAAGCAGAAGCUGGACGAGCGGCGCAUGCUCGAGUUCCGCGCCGAGAUGGCCUUCCUGUCGGAGCUGCACCACCCCAACAUCGUGCUCUUCAUCGGCGCCUGCGUCAAGCGGCCCAACCUGUGCAUCGUGACCGAGUUCGUCAAGCAGGGCUCGCUCAAGGAGAUUCUCAUCACCAACAGCAUCAAGCUCACCUGGUCGCAGAAGCUAGGCCUGCUGCGAUCGGCCGCACUCGGGAUCAACUACCUGCACUCACUGCACCCGGUGAUCGUGCACCGCGACCUGAAGCCGUCGAACUUGCUCGUCGACGAGAACUGGAACGUGAAGGUGGCCGACUUCGGGUUUGCGCGCAUCAAGGAGGAGAACGUGACCAUGACCCGCUGCGGCACGCCCUGCUGGACCGCGCCCGAGGUCAUCCGCGGCGAGAAGUACUCGGAGAAGGCCGACGUGUUCUCGUUCGGGGUGAUCAUGUGGGAGGUGCUGACGCGGAAGCAGCCAUACGCCGGGCGCAACUUCAUGGGCGUGUCGCUCGACGUGCUCGAGGGCCGUCGGCCGCAGAUCCCGCCCGACACGCCACAGGACUUCAAGAAGAUGAUCAAGCGCUGCUGGCACGGCACGGCCGACAAGCGGCCGGCCAUGGAGGAGGUCAUCGGCUUCCUCGACUCCAUCCUCGCCGGCGACGCCUCCGCCGCUGACAAGGUCUAA